AUGAAAGUAUACUCAGAGUGUGAGUCAAGCACAGAUGAAGGAAGAACUGGCCGCUGGACCUUAAAAGAGCAUGAAGAUUUUAUGAGAGGAGUCUCCUUUUAUGGAAAAGACUGAAAAAAAAUCGCUGACUUCUUAGGAACAAGGACUCCAGUGCAAGUCAGGAGCCACGCCCAAAAAUUUUAUUUACGUGAAGAAACUGUGAAGAAAAGCAAAAGAAAAAGCCACAAAGCUUUUAAAUUCCAGCCUAUAAGUAUAGAAGUUUACGCUAAAAAGGAUAAGUCGACUCAGUAUGGAGAAGGAGUUCUCUUUCCUGGGACAGAAGAAAAUCAAAAUAUCAGCAAAAUGUAUUUUCUUUAUUAA
Messenger RNA from Blepharisma stoltei, 360 nucleotides. The record is from the annotation of a GenBank genome assembly. NCBI's taxonomy places the organism in Eukaryota, Ciliophora, Heterotrichea, Heterotrichida, Blepharismidae.